Messenger RNA from Durusdinium trenchii, 1062 nucleotides. Lineage: Eukaryota; Dinophyceae; Suessiales; Symbiodiniaceae. The record is from the annotation of a GenBank genome assembly.
AUGCAAGGUGCCGAUCCGGUCGUGUCACCGAGAACCGAAUCAAGUGCUGCAGUGGAAGUGAACAGCGACUUGCUUUGUUCCAGACAUGAUGGUCAAUUAGAGGUCUUCGACAACUACGAAUUCAUUUCAGCUGUCGGCAGCGGAGCCUUCGGCCGCGUACUUCGAGCCAAAAACCGUUACGGUGGGCAGAUGCGGGCAUGCAAGGCGCUCACGACAAGUACACCCUUGGAACGAAAGUUAGUCGACACAGAGAUUGCCAUCCUGAAGGUGCUGAACCACCCACAUGUUUUGCAACUCUAUGAAGUCUAUUUUGAGCCAAGCAUGACAGACCGGCGUCGGAAAGUCUAUUUGAUAACAGAGCUGUGCACUGGAGGGGACUUGCUCUUCCGAAUCGCCUAUCAUUACCAGAUGCUGAAGAGUCCGAUGACGGAGGGUCAUGUUGCCUACCAGCUGCGACAGCUUCUAUCUGCAGCUAUGUACUGCCACAAACGUGGGAUUGUUCACCGGGAUGUGAAGCCCGACAACGUGCUUUUCGUGGAUGCAACGGCCUCGUCCCCGCUGAAGCUGAUCGACUUUGGUCUGGCGGGCUUCGCGCAGCAGCUGCGAGAGAACGCCAUAGAGGUGUCGAUGCCCAGAAGCAAGUCUCUCGGACGUUUGGCCAAGAUUCUGCCUCGUGUUGGAGCACGUUGGUUUCAUGUGCGAAAACAAAUGAUGCAGCGCGCCGGGACGGCCUUCUACAUGGCGCCAGAGAUGAUCAAUGCAGGUGUGUACGACCAGAAAGUAGACAUGUUCAGCAUAGGAGCCAUCAUGUGCGAGAUGCUCACUGGCUGGCACCCCUUCUACACUCCAAAUGUGGAUGAUGCACAGUCCGUGCAGGCAAAGAUUGUUUUACCCAAACCGGUGGUACUGCCAGAUGAUGUGUUUUGUAACAUCUCAGAGGAAGCAUGCGAUGUUUGCCAGAAAUUGCUAGAGAAAGAUCCAGCCCGACGACUCAGCGCAGAGCAGGCCUCAAGCAGUAUGCCUCCUACAACAAAUUGCGGCGGGCUUCGUUGCAGUUGUUAG